AGGUGGGAGAGGCAGCGGCGCCGCCCAAUGGGGGUUGAACGAUGGCGGCGGCGCUGCGGGCGGCGCUGUGCGUGGCGGGCGCGGCGCUGUCGGUGUACGCGCUGCAUGUGGAACACCAAGCGGCGAGGGACCCGUCGUACCGAGCCGCCUGCGACCUGGGGCCCUCCGUGUCCUGCACUCGGGUGUUCUCCUCCCGGUGGGGGCGUGGCCUGGGGCUGGUGGAGCCGGUGCUGGGCGGGGACAGCGCCCUGAACGUCCCCAACGGCGCCAUCGGGCUGCUCUUCUACCUGCUGCAGGGGCUGCUGGGCGCCUCGCGGGGCCGGGCGGCCGCGGCGACGCUGUUGGGCACCUCCGUGGCCUCGGCGCUGGCCUCGCUGUGGCUCGGCGGGGUUCUGCUCUUCGGCCUCAGGGACCUGUGCGUGGUCUGCCUCAGCACCUACGGGGUUAACCUGGCGCUGCUGGGGCUCAACCUGCGCCGCUGGAGGCGAGGGGAGGCGCGCAAAAACCAGUGAAAGCCACCCAAAACGAGGGAAAGUGACCCAAAACGAGGGAAAGUGACCCAAAAUGGAGUGAAAGCCACCCAAAAUGGA
Molecule: messenger RNA, 590 nt
Organism: Onychostruthus taczanowskii (white-rumped snowfinch)
Lineage: Eukaryota; Metazoa; Chordata; Aves; Passeriformes; Passeridae
Product: vitamin K epoxide reductase complex subunit 1-like
Exons: 3
Coding region: 42-512 (156 amino acids)
Biological process (GO): vitamin K metabolic process; peptidyl-glutamic acid carboxylation
Molecular function (GO): vitamin-K-epoxide reductase (warfarin-sensitive) activity
Source: RefSeq, a predicted model, not a curated record